Messenger RNA from Filobasidium floriforme, 573 nucleotides. RefSeq lists its product as uncharacterized. The transcript has 2 exons. The record is from RefSeq and is a predicted model, not a curated record. NCBI's taxonomy places the organism in Eukaryota, Fungi, Basidiomycota, Tremellomycetes, Filobasidiales, Filobasidiaceae. The coding region runs from base 1 to 573 and encodes 190 amino acids.
AUGGAGGCCAGGGAGAUCGUUCGAGAGAAGAAGAAGGUGCCGGAGGGAGAGGAGGUGAAGGCGUCGGCUCAUAUUGAGUCUGCUAUGCAUAUCUACUUCGCCCCAAAGGGUAAGGUAUGGACGGGUCGCAAACGUUGCACCUGCUGCCAGAACCUCCCCCUGAAGGCGAAGAGGAGGAUCUCGAAGGAUGUUCCCGGUAUCAUCCUGAAAUGCAAGCAGAUUUCACCGACGGGGAGGUGCGCUCAGUGCGCUAUCGGGGGGAAUAAGUGCUCGCUGCAGUCGGAUGGUGACGAGUUGGUGAGGGUCAAGAAGGGUCUAGAUGAGGAGCUGCCGUAUGAGGAGACCGAGGCGCUAGCGGUGGCCCUCGAGACCUACUCGAAAAAGAAGGCGAGUCCGAAGGGGAACGUUUUCGUCGAUAAAAAUAGGAUGAAGGACUUCGCCGAGCUAGCUAGAUUUCUAGCUGAUCACGUCGCAGAGCUCAAGGAUGAUCUGCAAGGGUUACCGGUGCGAUACGACGAAGUCGACGAGAUCGAGGUGCUCGACGUCGAUGGUGAUAUCGUGGACUUCUCGUAG